AUGGCUCCAACUACGAAGACCCAGAAAGUGACGUAUCUGGAGAUCGACAAGAUCACAUACUGGGACGAAUUUACCUGGGAGAACGUCAAUGCAGCGUUCGGGCCUCUGAUCGACUGCAACUUCAAAGGCACCUUUGACGACUUUUCUCCAAGAUCACGUGAACCACGAGGCGAGCCUGGCGUCAAGAGUCUCAUCAUACCCUGGUUCAAGGACUUCGGGAAAGUUCUGAAAAAGACAGCUCGGGACAUCAAGAGAUUGCAAGGAUUCGAAGCACCCGUGCCAUCAUUUACCUUCGAAGAGAACAUCCCGAACAAUUUCCACCAAGUCUGGUUCCGUGGCAUGACGAAGGGAGUUCACUACAGGCCUGACAUCAAUGUAAUCUGCAGUGAGCGGGACGAAAACAAUGCAGAGACAGGAUCUUACUCUAUUGUGGCAGCCGACAUAAAGACUAGCUCCGCAUUCAAUCCGAACGAACUCAACAUCCUUCCUGCCGACAAGCAGGCUCAGGCAACCAGGGAAAAGCUUCCCAGGGCUGCGCAGCCAACUUCACUUCUCAACAAGCAUCCAGAGGCUCAAAGAGAGCUUUUCAGUCAAGCAAGCACUGCGAUCUCAGAUGACUUCGACUAUCUCAUGCAUUCGCCCUUCCUCAACCUAGACCAAACAGACACACACAUGUAUCCAUGCAAACAGCUUUCAACCUACUGUGUUGUUACCGAUACAGAGUAUGGCUUUAUCAUCACAGACCGGCAUUUGGUCCCGGCUCGAGUAUCCAAAGUGCGAGACCCAAUGGGAUACGAGAAGCCAAAGAUCCACAUGCAGGUUAUGCCUAUCGAAUGGGAUGCUUCAGGCGAGGACAAGCUCACCGUCGCCUUCGGUAUAUGGGCCUUGUACGCCAUGAGUGCAUGUGGAAGACCACGCAACGUGAAGUGGUACAACGAGAUCCAAUCUGAUCUCAAGAUUUGGCACAAGCUCGGAGAGAACAAGUACAAGAAUAGCCUAUCUGGAUUCAACACGCGUCGCCCACCCGCGAACGCAAUCAUACGAGACCCUCCUCGUUCCGCGGGCCAGCGAUCCCGGCGGGUCGUGCCGCCGGUCCCCGCGUUUAAAGCUGGGCCUGGAGAAGACACCGACAUGUACGACACCUCGGACAGCCGAGCUACAAUCCAAGACCGUAUGGGCUCUUCUUACAAGCAUGGCGUAGCGACUGCCAGGAACCCAGGGGUGCCCCAACUACAGACGCCAGCGAAGCGAUUGGAAAGUGCCAACAAGAGAAGGCACGACAGCGCGGAGCCCGAUGAACGGGCUUCGGGCAAACAUAAGAUUCUAAAGAGAAGAGGGUAG
Molecule: messenger RNA, 1341 nt
Organism: Anthostomella pinea
Lineage: Eukaryota; Fungi; Ascomycota; Sordariomycetes; Xylariales; Xylariaceae
Source: the annotation of a GenBank genome assembly